Molecule: messenger RNA, 933 nt
Organism: Eufriesea mexicana
Lineage: Eukaryota; Metazoa; Arthropoda; Insecta; Hymenoptera; Apidae
Product: GDP-D-glucose phosphorylase 1
Exons: 5
Coding region: 1-873 (290 amino acids)
Biological process (GO): glucose metabolic process
Cellular component (GO): cytoplasm
Molecular function (GO): GDP-D-glucose phosphorylase activity
Source: RefSeq, a predicted model, not a curated record
AUGUCUCAUAAUUCUCAAAUAAAUUACAAUUUUACUCAAGUCGGUAAAAAAGAUAAAAAAUCUAGUUUUGAUACUGUUUUAAUUGAAAAGUGGGAAAAAGCCAAAGAAAAUGGAGUGUUUCGCUAUGUAUUAAAUAUUCAAGAUUCAAAAAUGUUGGAUGGCAAAUAUCACUUUUUAAUCCAGUUGAAUAUUGAUCGUGGUCAGAAAAGGAGAUCUCCAGAAAAUAUUAUAUCAAUGAAUCAACCUUUUAAUGAAAAUAAUUUUAACUUUACAAAACUUAAGCCAGGAGAACAAAUAAUAGAUUUAAAUAAAGAUGAAGAUGAUAUAAUUGCAGUUAAUGUUAGUCCAUUAGAAUAUUGUCAUUCUUUGUUAUUGCCACAAAGAGAUAAACAACUACCUCAAGCUAUAACUAAAUAUAGCUUAUUUAAAGCUAUUGAAUUGUUCUCAUUAAGUUCUUCUUUGUAUCUCAGAGUGGUUUUUAAUAGUCUUUGUGCUCAUGCAUCUGUGAACCACUUACACUGGCAUCUAUACUAUUUAAAUUGGAAGAUGUUAUUGGAAUAUAUUGAUCUAAAAGAUUAUGCAGGACCUGUACAAAUAUUAGAAAAUUAUCCAGCAAAAGGAUUUUGUAUAAAAUAUUCUAACGUUUGUAAUAUAGAAAAUUUUGUUAAUUGGACAUUUUUAAUAAUAAACUAUUUGCAAAAUGCACAAAUAGCACACAAUGUUUAUAUUACAAGAGCAAAAUUAAAUAUUGAAGAAGAAUACAAAGAUUUACGGGUAUAUAUUUGGGCUAGGAAAUCCUAUAAAGGCACAAAAGUCAUGGAUGCUUUUAAUCCAGCAGCUUGUGAACUUUUUGGACAUUUGACAAUAACAUAAAUUCCGAGUAAUUUUUACUAUGGGCUAGUAGCUAUUCCGAGACUAUUUACAAUGGCGCGA